Leptomonas pyrrhocoris is the source of this 1736-nucleotide messenger RNA. RefSeq names its product putative mitogen-activated protein kinase kinase 3. The record is from RefSeq and is a predicted model, not a curated record. Gene Ontology annotation, molecular function: protein binding; ATP binding; protein serine/threonine kinase activity. The transcript has a single exon. Lineage: Eukaryota; Euglenozoa; Kinetoplastea; Trypanosomatida; Trypanosomatidae. The coding region runs from base 63 to 1736 and encodes 557 amino acids. Gene Ontology annotation, cellular component: cytoplasm; nucleus. Gene Ontology annotation, biological process: protein phosphorylation; mitotic DNA damage checkpoint signaling.
AGCUCUGCAGCACAUAAUGCUGUGUGUUUGGGCUGUUUCACCGUGCUUCCUUAAACGGCGCCAUGGACUUUUACGCGCUUCAAGACAGCCUUCAGCGUGGCGCACACGUCGGCUACUCGUCGGACCUAGUUCCGAUUGAGUCCCGCUACGCCUUCCUCGAUAAGAUUGGAAGCGGCUCCUACGGCGACGUGUGGAGAACCACUCGCCGCAACGGCAGCAAAGACCUCUACGCCGUGAAGCGAAUUGACAAGCGCGCUGCUGGGACGAAGGGGCUGCGGAGUGUAAUGGGUGAAGUGGAGACGAUGAGUCUGCUUUCGCACCCGAACAUUGUGAAAUUGGAAGAAACGUACCAAGACGACGCGUACUUGUGGAUCGUGAUGGAGUAUUUGCCAGGUGACUCGCUACAGCACCGCCUGGACCGCGAACGCGUCUCGGAAGCCGAGGCACGGCGUUUCGUGACGCAGCUGCUGAUGGCCGUGGAGUACAUCCACGACAAGGGCAUCGUGCACCGCGACUUGAAGCCCAGCAACUGCCUCCUUUCACAAAACGAUCUGGUGGUGAAAAUAUCCGACUUUGGGCUGUCGGUGUUGGCAGGCAACGAGCAGUGUUUGACGACGCGGUGUGGCACGCUGCAUUACAUGGCCCCUGAAAUUCUACGAGACACGCAUUACGGAAAACCCGUAGAUAUGUGGGCGAUGGGGGUCAUGGCACAUGUGAUGUUCCUCGGCGAGUAUCCGUUUAAAGGACGUACAGAAUCGGCGCUCUCUCGCGAGAUCUGCCGCGGCUACCGCCCACAGGACGACAACACGCACGGCAGCUCCAGCACCGCACCGAAAUGCCCACCUCUUCUGCAGGACUUUAUUCACCGGCUUUUGACUUCCGACCCGCAUCGACGCAUGACCGCUACCGAAGCGCUGAAGCACCCAUGGGUCAAAGCCGGCAUGGAACUCAGCCAACAGGCUUCGCUAUCCACUGCCCACAUGUCCUCCGCCAGCUUCUCAAGGCUGGCCGAGCGCUGGCGUGCAGCCGUGCUGGCUGUCAUCGCGGCUCAACGGCUUCUCUACUUUUACAAGGUGAAGCGAUUGGAUAAGCUAGGCUACGGCGACUUCCCCAUUCUUCGUGACCACCACUAUUUGGUGACGGGACAGUAUGAGCCGCCUGGCGACUCAUUGAACUGUAGCAACAUGUUCCAUACCCGCCCGAUGGCACUGCUGGAGUUGGUGGCGAUGAUCAACACCUGCACUUAUCUGCGCCACGUUGACUUCAGCUGGAACAACAUCCGCAGUCUCUCGGUGAUUCAGGCGUUUCUUAAGGUGACCAUGAAGCACCCGUCGCUGCGCUCCAUCGACUUGUCGCACAACCCAAUCCCAGCUGUGGCAGGGCGCGCCCUGGUCCGUCUUGCCCGCAACCCCCUUUCCCACGUGACCACCAUCAACGUCGGCGACACGGGCAUCCGUGCGGAGACCAUAAGCCAAAUCAACAGCUUUCUGAAGGAAAAACUGGCGCCACCUGCCCUUUCGCACAGCUCCUCCGUGGCGGAUUUGACGAGCAGAAGUACCUCCCAAAGCCCAGGCGACUCCAUCUUUUCCUCCAACAGUACAGCGUACGGCUUCCGGCAGAAGCGAGGCGCGCUGCAGGUGGUGCCACGACGAUCGGAUGGCCGAAACUCUCGCAUACCGCGUCUUCCCCCCAUCGCUCGACUGCCCCCGGUGCGCCACAGCGAUAAAACCUCGUGA